Messenger RNA from Macrosteles quadrilineatus (aster leafhopper), 833 nucleotides. RefSeq lists its product as uncharacterized. The record is from RefSeq and is a predicted model, not a curated record. The transcript is spliced from 4 exons. NCBI's taxonomy places the organism in Eukaryota, Metazoa, Arthropoda, Insecta, Hemiptera, Cicadellidae. The coding region runs from base 116 to 661 and encodes 181 amino acids.
AUGAGUGGUCUUGUAUGCAGAAGAAUUGUUGACUGCUGUCUUGGAACUGCUGAACACACUCUGUGGGUUGGAACUCAAUGACAAAGACUACAGUCGCUACUUUGCCACCACAGAUAUGAUUGACGGUAUGAUGGAGUGUUGGAAUCAGCUGUUUCUUGGCUGCAAAGAAGGCUCCAGGUUUGAGUUCCCUAACAAACAUCUGGAGAAGAGCGCUCUACAAUGGGUGUCGGUACUGCUGUCAUUUGCAGGCCACGAGAACGGCAGAGAACUCAUUGGUCAGAAAGCCAAACAGAUCACAGGAGCCGUCCUGAACUGGAUACAAGAGCCUGACCAUUCAGACGCUCUACUCAUAGCUACCAUCUCUCUACUAGAAGCUCUAGUCACCUUCUACUUCUGUCAGGAGGCCUUCUGUAAGACCAUACAUAUAGUGAGGAAGACAACUGAGAGGAGCUCUGAUGAUCUAGAUAAAGAAGACAUGACAGUCUUGAGCCUCAGAGAAAGUUUUGGUAACUUCUGUAUGGAAGUGUUGAAGUGUUUGGACAGGAAAUUUUUGGACUCAAUUCUCAUUAAAUGUUGCAAUGACAAAUCCAUCAAAUUCUUCUGGAAGGUCGUAGAAGAAAGAGAACCUGACCUUGUCUUACCCAGUGACAAGUCUCGAUAAAUAGUUUAAGGUUUUUUAUUUUUAACUAUUAGGUUGGGUAAUACUUGUGUAAAAAUGUAUUUUUACCCUAACUUUUUCUUGAUAUUAAAAUAGUAAACUAAUUGGUUGCAACAUUUAAAAACUGCCUUUGAAAACAGCUAACUUUCAAUACAUGUGUUGCAUGAGAGAGAGA